This is a messenger RNA of Neogale vison (American mink), 6450 nucleotides long. It is a transcript of the gene OPA1, whose product is annotated as OPA1 mitochondrial dynamin like GTPase. Gene Ontology annotation, biological process: mitochondrial fusion. Lineage: Eukaryota; Metazoa; Chordata; Mammalia; Carnivora; Mustelidae. The transcript has 31 exons. Bases 181 to 3228 code for a protein of 1015 amino acids. Gene Ontology annotation, cellular component: cytoplasm; microtubule; mitochondrial membrane. The record is from RefSeq and is a predicted model, not a curated record. Gene Ontology annotation, molecular function: GTP binding; GTPase activity; microtubule binding.
GGUGCCGGGCGGGCUCUCACGGAAGUCCAUGCGCCAUUGGGAGGGCCGCAGCGGCUGCUCGGUGCCCUUGUUGCCGAGGGCUUCUUCCUGGGUCAUUCCUGGAGCAAGGGCCGGACGGGGGCUGACACCCGGGCUCCCGCGUGGCCCUGUAGGCGCCUGUGUGACCUCCUCGCCGGCGGGAUGUGGCGACUACACCGGGCCGCCGUGGCCUGUGAGGUCUGCCAGUCCUUAGUGAAACAUAGCUCUGGAAUCAAAGGAAGCUUACCGUUACAAAAACUGCAUCUGGUUUCACGAAGCAUUUAUCAUUCACAUCAUCCUACCUUAAAGCUUCAGAGACCCCAAUUCAGGACGUCAUUUCAUCAGUUUUCCUCUUUAACUAACCUUCCCUUACGUAAAUUGAAACUUUCUCCAAUUAAAUAUGGCUACCAGCCACGCAGGAAUUUUUGGCCAGCGAGAUUAGCUGCAAGACUCUUAAAACUUCGCUAUCUCAUACUAGGAUCUGCUGUUGGGGGUGGCUAUACAGCCAAAAAGACUUUUGAUCAGUGGAAAGAUAUGAUACCUGACCUUAGUGACUAUAAAUGGAUUGUGCCUGACAUCGUGUGGGAAAUUGAUGAGUAUAUCGAUUUAGAGAAAAUUAGAAAAGCACUUCCUAAUUCAGAGGACCUUGCAAAAUUGGCACCUGACUUUGAUAAGAUUGUUGAAAGCCUCAGCUUAUUGAAGGACUUUUUCACCACAGGUCACAAAUUGGUUAGUGAAGUCAUAGGAGCUUCUGACCUACUUCUCUUGUUAGGUUCACCGGGAGAAACAGCAUUUAGAGCAACAGAUCAUGGAUCUGAAAGUGACAAGCAUUAUAGAAAGGGUCUGCUUGGUGAGCUCAUUCUCUUACAACAGCAAAUUCAAGAGCAUGAAGAGGAAGCACGCAGAGCCGCUGGCCAAUAUAGCACGAGCUAUGUCCAACAGAAGCGCAAGGUGACAGACAAAGAGAAAAUUGACCAGCUUCAAGAAGAACUUCUGCAUACUCAGUUAAAGUACCAGAGGAUCUUGGAACGGUUAGAAAAAGAGAACAAAGAAUUAAGAAAAUUAGUAUUGCAGAAGGAUGACAAAGGCAUCCAUCACAGAAAACUUAAGAAAUCUUUGAUUGACAUGUAUUCUGAAGUUCUUGAUGUUCUAUCUGAUUAUGAUGCCAGUUACAAUACACAAGAUCAUCUGCCAAGGGUUGUUGUGGUUGGAGACCAGAGCGCUGGAAAAACCAGUGUGUUGGAAAUGAUUGCUCAAGCACGUAUAUUCCCUCGAGGAUCUGGGGAGAUGAUGACACGCUCUCCGGUUAAGGUUACUCUGAGUGAAGGUCCUCACCAUGUGGCCUUGUUUAAAGAUAGUUCUCGGGAGUUCGAUCUUACCAAAGAGGAGGAUCUCGCAGCAUUAAGACACGAAAUAGAACUCCGAAUGAGGAAAAAUGUGAAAGAAGGCUGUACUGUUAGUCCUGAGACCAUAUCUUUAAAUGUAAAAGGCCCGGGAUUGCAGAGGAUGGUGCUUGUUGACUUACCAGGUGUGAUCAAUACUGUGACAUCAGGCAUGGCUCCUGACACAAAGGAAACUAUUUUCAGUAUCAGCAAAGCUUAUAUGCAGAAUCCUAAUGCCAUCAUACUGUGUAUUCAAGAUGGAUCUGUGGAUGCUGAACGCAGCAUUGUUACAGACCUGGUCAGUCAAAUGGAUCCCCAUGGAAGGAGGACGAUAUUUGUUUUGACCAAAGUAGACCUGGCAGAAAAAAACGUGGCUAGUCCAAGCAGGAUUCAGCAGAUUAUUGAAGGAAAACUCUUCCCAAUGAAAGCUCUGGGUUAUUUUGCUGUUGUUACAGGAAAAGGAAACAGCUCUGAAAGCAUUGAAGCUAUAAGAGAAUAUGAAGAAGAAUUUUUUCAAAAUUCAAAACUCCUAAAGACAAGCAUGCUGAAGGCACACCAAGUGACUACAAGAAAUUUAAGCCUAGCUGUUUCAGACUGCUUUUGGAAAAUGGUACGAGAGUCGGUUGAGCAACAGGCGGAUAGUUUCAAAGCAACACGUUUUAACCUUGAAACUGAGUGGAAGAAUAACUAUCCUCGCCUGCGAGAACUUGACCGGAAUGAACUAUUUGAAAAAGCAAAAAAUGAAAUCCUCGAUGAAGUUAUCAGUCUGAGCCAGGUUACACCAAAACAUUGGGAAGAAAUCCUUCAGCAGUCUUUAUGGGAAAGAGUAUCAACUCAUGUGAUUGAAAACAUCUAUCUUCCAGCUGCACAGACCAUGAAUUCAGGGACUUUUAAUACAACAGUGGAUAUCAAGCUUAAACAGUGGACUGAUAAACAGCUUCCUAAUAAAGCAGUAGAGGUUGCUUGGGAGACGCUACAAGAAGAAUUUUCCCGCUUCAUGACAGAACCAAAAGGGAAAGAGCAUGAUGACAUAUUUGAUAAACUUAAAGAGGCUGUUAAGGAAGAAAGUAUUAAACGCCACAAGUGGAAUGAUUUUGCAGAGGACAGCUUGAGGGUUAUUCAACACAAUGCUUUAGAAGAUCGUUCCAUAUCUGAUAAACAGCAGUGGGAUGCAGCUAUUUAUUUUAUGGAAGAAGCUCUUCAAGCUCGUCUCAAAGAUACUGAAAACGCGAUUGAAAACAUGAUAGGUCCAGAUUGGAAAAAGAGGUGGUUGUACUGGAAGAACCGGACCCAAGAACAGUUUGUCCACAAUGAAACCAAGAAUGAAUUGGAGAAGAUGUUGAAGUGUAAUGAGGAGCACCCAGCCUAUCUGGCGAGUGAUGAGAUAACUACGGUCCGAAAGAACCUCGAAUCCCGAGGAGUAGAAGUGGACCCAAGCUUGAUUAAGGAUACUUGGCACCAAGUUUAUAGAAGACACUUCUUAAAAACAGCUCUAAACCAUUGUAACCUUUGUCGAAGAGGUUUUUACUACUACCAAAGGCAUUUUGUAGAUUCUGAGUUGGAAUGCAAUGAUGUCGUCCUCUUUUGGCGAAUACAGCGCAUGCUUGCUAUCACUGCAAAUACUUUGAGGCAGCAACUUACAAAUACUGAAGUCAGGCGAUUAGAGAAAAAUGUGAAAGAGGUAUUAGAAGAUUUUGCUGAAGAUAGUGAGAAGAAGGUAAAACUGCUCACUGGCAAACGAGUUCAGCUGGCUGAAGACCUCAAAAAAGUCAGAGAAAUUCAAGAAAAACUUGAUGCUUUUAUUGAAGCUCUUCAUCAGGAGAAAUAAAUGAAUCCUACCCAUAAUAUAAUCACCUCUGCAUACAUGUGAAGAAAGAAAACUUCAAGGUCUCUUGUCCUGCCUUUUUUCCUUCUGCUAUUCCACCUUUUUAAACAUAAAAUAAAGUCAUGGGAUAAAAAUAAUUUAUGCGUGUUCGAGGCACUUUAACCAUCAGUUGCCUUUCGAAUUCAAGAACAAUGGAAAUGGCAUUAAAAUCCUAUUUUAUUUUAUUGAAGUGACAAAUUGAGAUAGUACAAGUGGUGUGGCAGUUAGAUUCAGUCCUUGAAGAUAAGAAAUCUGCUCUCCUGCUUGUCUCAUUUGUGGUGGCACGUGUUCAACUAAUUCAUUAGCUCAUGUUACUCAGUGUCAGUUUUUUUCUGGGGAAAAAAUGCCAGAUGUUGUGAAGAGCUAUCAAUUGUAUAUAAGAUGAUGGUAACCCGCUAAGUUGUUGUCUGUUUCUGUAAUGCUCUAUAUGCAGUAGCUAUCUGAUUAUGAAAAUUCAGUUUAUAUUUAUCAUGUGAAAGAGGACUAGCUAACAGAAGAGUGCCUCAAAAAGGUGAAUUCGGAUUUCAGCAACUUGCUCGCUAAGAGGGCUGCCUUAGAAGCGAAGUCGGCAGCAGCUUCCGUGGUUGCUUCCAUUGACAGUUUCAUCCUUUCUGUAACCAUUUUGGAUGUUGUAUAGGUAAGUCGGUGUUCUGUUAACCAUGGGUGUUUUGAACCUGUGGACAGAGCUACUGGGUUGUGACACAGGGUAAGGAAGAUAAAGAAUAAUCAGUUGACUGACUUCGCUUCAGGAAAAGGCUUUCUGUCACAAGACUGUUUUAAAUAGAAAUUAUUUCAACCGAAUAACGUUGACCAUCUCCCUCUUAGCUGACAGUGUAAAAAAAAAAAACAUAAAAUUUGAUUCACUGCAGUUCAGUUACUGUACCCUCACAGCAUUUUUGUGUGUUCCAUACAAAUACUUUUUUAUUGGCUCAAGGACCUUAAAGCAAAGAAAUAUGCUAUUUUGGGCUUAAAAUCUCUUUCUCAUUUAUCUCUGCUCUAAUAAAAGUGCCCAUUGUGUGACAGUUUUAUUUUAUAGUUUACUUAAUUUUACAGCUAUUUUAGAAUUACGUUUUGGUAACAGUUUCCUUGCUACCCCACUUUUUUUUUUUUUAAUUUAGCAUCAAUAUACUCUUCAUUGUGAUUUCUCUAAGAUCUGAGGACAUUUAAUAUACAAAGUUGGAAGGAUAUCACAGACUAUUUCAGAAAUUGAGAAUUCAGUUAAUAUUUGUUCUAUACUGUUUGAUAAGAAAGGUAGAUCCAGUUUUAUACAACUGGUAGCAAUCUACAUUGUUACUUGGUAGAUGAGAGUCAAGAACAUUUCAUGUGUCUUUCACCUCUAGAGCUGAUGGGUGAACAGAAAAGGAAUAAAUACACACACACACACACACACACGUUCUGUGCUGAGUUUAGAGAUGACCUCACUGGUUAACUCCCUCUAACCAUGCUGUUUGGUGGUAACUCCUCAGUGAAGCAGGCACCGUGCAAUUAUUAAUAUUUUUGUAGUUGUAAAAUACAGCCACUUUACAACUAUAAAUCUGUUUCUAAAGAAAUAGGACCAUGUUUAUUUAUAUAUGCUAUGGAUAGGAAAAAAAUACCCUCAGCUGUAUUUCUAUAGCUUUUUCCCGAGCAGAAGGUUAAUGUUAAGUCAGUACUUUUUCACAUCUGUUUGUGUAAAUACAAGAAACAGUGAUGGGUGUCUUCAUUUUUGAGAUCAGUAUUUAUAAAUUAAACACACAAAUAGAUGAUAAAAAUUAAUGUGAUUAAAAAUCCCAUGUAAGAGUCCAGACACUCCCUCUCAUCCCCCACACUAAUAUGACUUCUUUCUUUCAUGGGCUACAUUUUUUUUUUCCUUUUUAAGCUGAUCUCAUUCUAAGCAUGCCUCCCCUGCCCCCUGCCCCUUGGAAGUUAGGUUGAUGCAGAUGUUAUUUAAAGAAAAAAUAAAAUUGAGAUUCUUAACAGUAAAUCCUGUGUGUUUUGUCUGUAGCUCAAAAAAUUACAAAUGAUUCAAAUUUAAACAAAUCACUUCAGAAACUGAAUAUACAGGAGUUAAGUUCUAACUUGACCAGGAAUCAUUUGUUUUAUGGCAGAAUUUGCCAAGAAUAGGGUGAACAAAGCCCUGUAUGGAAGACUGAACAACUGUAAGUAGAUGAUAUCUAUAAUUGACUCGGUCAGGGUGUCAGUUUUAAAACUCCAUAUUCGUAGGCAGUACACAACAGGAAAUAAGCCCUUCUCGCUGCUUCACAGUUGAAUCCACUGAGCUCUAGCUAUCGGUGGAGCAAUCCGCCUUUCUUAGUGGCUUCGUUAUAUUCUCUCCUCUUUGUAUUACCCCCCUUUUUCAGAGUUUACCCCAGUGGACUCCUUCCCACAAAUAGUUUGGCCUCCAAAUGGAAAUGAAUAGUGUAAAAAUGAGUAGGGAAUAUUGCAGAGAGUGAUACUUCCUCACCGUAUAAUUUGAGAAAUUUACAUAUGAUGGUAAGAUUCAGAGUGUAGGCUUAAAAGGUAAAUUCCUUAAGUAGUUAAUAAUUUUAUAUUUAUUUAUUUCAGAUGUAUUUAUCUUAAAAAAGAAAUAAUGGUAUUUUAGUUUUCCACUGAAAGGGAUCAAAAUAGUGCUUUUUCUCUCAGUUCUCUAAGCUGGUGUUGGCUGUAGUUUCAGGUACUUAGCAGUGUAGAGAUGUGCUUACAAAUAUACUUACUUUUGAAUGGUCACGGCUAUGUGUUUAAAUAUUUAAAACUUAACCUUGUUUUUACUUGUGCACUGUGAAUGAACUUUGUAUUAUUUUUUAAAACCUUCAUACUCCAUGUAGAUGUUAUUGCCAUUUUAUUUUGCCUGUGCUUAAUUAAGGUCAUUUGUAUAGAUUAGUAAUUAAAGAUCUUUAAAUCAUGUUAUAAUUUGAUAUUGGAGAGCAUCUUUUAACUUUUCUCUGUAUUAAUGAGAUAAGAGAGAGAAAGAGAGAGAAGAGAGAGACCUGUGAACCUAGACUCAUAAUUUGACCUCAUAGUGUAACCAAAUUCAUGGUCUCAUAAGCCUCUUAAUGUGGCUCUUUUCUGAAUACUUACAUUUCACAUGCUUCACAUUUCACCAUUGUAAUCCAUGGUCAAACAAUGCCUUUUUUCAUGUCUUGAUAUUUGUCAAAACAUUUUGGUAUUUUCUCUGAUAAAAUAUAUUAAAAAUGUCUUUUAAUUGGA